GGCCGGAGUCCCUGUCGUGCGGGUCGUGAGCCGCGGCCGUCCGGGGCUGAGAGGAAUGGCGGGGUGCACGCGUCGCCGCGGUCGCUCCUCGCCAGCUCUGCAGCUCGGAUUCUAACCUGAGCUCCGCGGCCCCGUCCGGCCCACCUCUGCCUCGGGCCCGCGCCCACCGGAGGUUGCCCGACCUCACACCCGAGGCUGCAGCGGCCCAGCGCAGCACCUAGGGCCGGGUCGACCUCGAUCGGACGGGACGCGCGGCGGACGGGACGGGCGGCUGGCGGGACUGCGGGUACAGAGGUGGCGGCCAGCAGAGGGCGCGGCCCGAGCAUGGCCGAGGAGCGCCGGGGGUCCUGGUUCGGCUUCGGUUUCUGCGGCUUCGGGCAGGCGCUGGGCUCGGGGCGCGGGCGGCAGGUGCACAGCCCCGAGCCGCUGGCGACACCGGGCCCGGGCGCCGACGUCUGCCGCGUGAGCGCCAGCUGGAGCUACACCGCCGUCGUGACCCGUGAGCGCCCCUCUCCGCCCCACUUCCGCCCUCGCCCCGGGGGCGUGGUCCGGCCGCCCCCCAGCCAGCCCUCCGCUCCCGCAGGUGGAGGCCAACUGCAGCUUUCGGGCGCGGCCGACGGCGCGGCGGGCGGCUGCAGGGACGCGUGGGCCUCGGAGGCGCUCCUCGUGGUGCUGCGCGCCGGGCCGGCAGACGGGCCCGGGCCGGAGCUGCAGGCCUGGGCGCCGGGUUCGGCGCUGCGCGGGGAGCCCCUGUGGACCCACACCCUGGUGCCGGAGGCCGGGCGGGAAGACGCCGCGGGCGGGGAGCCCCAGGCCCGGGCGCUGCCCCUGCUGCCCGGCGCGCGCGCCUACGUGAGUCCGCGGCCGCCCUUCUACCGGCCUCUGGCCCCGGAGCUGCGGGCGCGCCGGCUGGAGCUGGGCGGCGAGCACGCCUUGCUGCUGGACGAGGCGGGCCAGGUGUUCUCCUGGGGCCAGGGCAGGCACGGACAGCUGGGCCACGGGACUCUGGAGGCCGCGCGGGAGCCGAGGCUGCUGGAGGCGCUGCAGGGCCUUCCCAUGGCUGAGGUGGCCGCGGGUGGCUGGCACUCCGUGUGUGUGAGCGAGACGGGGGAUAUUUAUGUCUGGGGCUGGAAUGAAUCCGGGCAGCUGGCCCUGCCCACCAGGAGCCUGGCAGAGGAUGGAAAGACCGUUGCCAGGGAAGCCGGCAGGCCGAACGAAGGUGACUCCGACAUGAGAACGGUGGGGAGUGAGGACGGAGCCCCGGCCCCCUUCAUAGCCAUCCAGCCCUUCCCCGCUUUACUGGAUCUGCCCCGGGGCGCGGAGGCAGCCCAGGCCAGCUGUGGCUCCCGGCACACGGCGGUGGUGACAAGAACUGGGGAGCUCUACACCUGGGGCUGGGGUAAAUAUGGACAGCUUGGCCACCAGGACACGACCAGCUUGGAUCGGCCCCGCCGUGUGGAAUAUUUUGUAGAUAAGCGACUGCAAGUCAGGGCCGUGAGCUGUGGGCUCUGGAACACCUACGUGUACGCUGUGGAGAAAGAGGAGAGCGGACCGCCGCAGCCGCGGGCGUGAAGUGAGCGUGCGCUAGAGUAGAUGAUACACUUACACCCGUGAAGCACCCCCCAGCCAAGGAAACCACUGCCAGCCCCCCAGAUGCCCCCCAUUUGCCCUCCCUGCCACAGCCCUCCUGCCCUGCCCUAGAGCCCCGUCUUCAACUUGGUCCUCCUGUUGGACACGCCUAAAGAGCUUGGGAAGGGCAUGGCCAAGGCCAGCAGGGCAGACACAGUGAAAUCCAAAGCUCUGGCGGGGGGAGCCUGGGGUGUGGGCAGAUCGCCAAGCUCCCCCAGCUGACCCUGGGUGAUUUGAGGUCGUGCGGAGAUUGGGGACCAGCAGGGGUCGUCUUGGUUAUCUUUCCUCACCUGUUUUCACUUAGGAUUGUACCACUGCGUCCGUAUUCGGUAGAGUUUAGUUUGUUUGCUUUGGAAUUUAUGUGACUGGAGUCACUCUGUGGCUGUCCCUUUGUGUCGUGUUUCUCCUUUUAACACCGUGUGAUCCGUCCGUGUUGUGCUCCGCAGUCCAUUCAUUUUUACUGUCCUGCCGUGUUCCGUCGUGUGAAUAUACCUCAUUGUAUAUUC
This is a messenger RNA of Neogale vison (American mink), 2135 nucleotides long. It is a transcript of the gene RCCD1, whose product is annotated as RCC1 domain containing 1. The record is from RefSeq and is a predicted model, not a curated record. The transcript has 7 exons. Lineage: Eukaryota; Metazoa; Chordata; Mammalia; Carnivora; Mustelidae. The coding region runs from base 325 to 1572 and encodes 415 amino acids.